AUGGCUCAUUCUCCUAAGUUAAGUAUUGCCGCUAUCGGUACCAUGUCCUCGGUUUUCAUUAUAUAUGCCCUUAUCAAAUCACCUUUGAAAUAUCAAUGGGCAAGUGAAAACAGAAUUAGUCCAAAGGCUGAUUUAGCCUGGAGAACUUCAAGUCAAAAAUGGCUUGAUAACCAAUAA
This is a messenger RNA of Debaryomyces hansenii CBS767, 177 nucleotides long. RefSeq lists its product as uncharacterized. NCBI's taxonomy places the organism in Eukaryota, Fungi, Ascomycota, Pichiomycetes, Serinales, Debaryomycetaceae. The transcript has a single exon. The record is from RefSeq and is a predicted model, not a curated record. The coding region runs from base 1 to 177 and encodes 58 amino acids.